This is a messenger RNA of Dromaius novaehollandiae (emu), 2729 nucleotides long. RefSeq names its product CCR4-NOT transcription complex subunit 7 (gene CNOT7). NCBI's taxonomy places the organism in Eukaryota, Metazoa, Chordata, Aves, Casuariiformes, Dromaiidae. Gene Ontology annotation, cellular component: P-body; CCR4-NOT complex; CCR4-NOT core complex. The coding region runs from base 267 to 1124 and encodes 285 amino acids. The transcript has 7 exons. Gene Ontology annotation, molecular function: nucleic acid binding; poly(A)-specific ribonuclease activity. The record is from RefSeq and is a predicted model, not a curated record.
GGGCAGAGGUCGGGGCGCGGCGCGGCGCGCGGCGAUGAUGUAAUGGCUUUGUGCGGUGGGGCGGCGGGGGCAGCAGCUUCAGCGUCUCGCGCGCCGACUCGCGGCUCUGCGGCGUCCUGGGGCCGCCGCCGCCGCCGGGCCUCGCCAACCCGCCGCGGCCUGGCCCGGCCCGCCCGGCACCGUAAAAAAAAAAAUAAAGCCCUCUUCAUGAAACUGAUCCCCAGUCAAGUGUAACUUUUGAUGUAUGGUCUUUAAAGCCCCCCACUAUGCCAGCAGCUACCGUAGACCAUAGUCAAAGAAUCUGUGAAGUUUGGGCUUGUAACUUGGAUGAAGAGAUGAAGAAAAUUCGUCAAGUUAUACGGAAGUAUAACUAUGUAGCUAUGGAUACAGAAUUUCCAGGUGUAGUUGCAAGGCCUAUUGGAGAAUUCAGAAGCAACGCAGACUAUCAGUACCAGUUAUUACGCUGUAAUGUAGACUUGCUAAAAAUAAUUCAACUGGGACUGACAUUUAUGAAUGAGCAAGGAGAAUACCCUCCAGGAACUUCAACUUGGCAAUUUAAUUUUAAAUUUAAUUUAACAGAAGAUAUGUAUGCCCAGGACUCUAUUGAACUGUUAACGACAUCUGGCAUCCAAUUUAAAAAGCAUGAGGAAGAAGGAAUUGAGACACAGUACUUUGCAGAACUACUCAUGACAUCGGGAGUUGUACUGUGUGAAGGAGUCAAGUGGCUUUCAUUUCAUAGUGGAUAUGACUUCGGCUAUCUAAUCAAAAUCCUGACAAACUCUAAUCUACCUGAAGAAGAGCUGGACUUCUUUGAGAUAUUGAGAUUGUUUUUCCCUGUCAUCUAUGAUGUAAAAUAUCUCAUGAAGAGUUGCAAAAAUCUGAAGGGUGGAUUACAAGAAGUGGCUGAGCAGUUAGAGCUGGAAAGGAUAGGACCACAGCAUCAGGCAGGAUCUGAUUCUUUACUCACAGGAAUGGCCUUUUUCAAAAUGAGAGAAAUGUUCUUUGAAGAUCACAUUGAUGAUGCCAAAUAUUGUGGCCACUUAUAUGGCCUUGGUUCGGGGUCAUCUUAUGUACAAAAUGGCACAGGAAAUGCAUAUGAAGAAGAAGCCAACAAGCAGUCAUGACAUGAAAUGAAAGGCCAUCUUUUUUGAGCUCCACGUGCUUGUAUAUAGGUUUUAUCUCUGGUUGAACCCCUUGGACAAUAAGGCUUUUUUUCCCCUUUUCUCAGCACACAUUCUUUUCUGCCUUUCUAUGUACUAAACCUGACUGUUCCUAUCACAGAUUUUGAUCUUAAUAUUGAUAUGUAGAAUUUUCUGGGUUACUUUUGGCCUCGUAGUUAGCCCAUUUGUAAAGAAGCAUGUGUAGGAUCAGUGUGGCAGAGAGAAGGGGAAAACUAAAUCAUAAUGAAUAGUCUGGUAAACUUACCUAGUUGGUCUUAGUUUUUUUUGUCUUUUCCCUUCCCCCCCGCCCCCACUUCCUUCCUUCUCCAGAUUAACUAGCACUGAUUAUAACUAACUUCCCCAUUCUUGUCUGUCCCUUCCAGUAUGCAGGCGUUUUAGCUAUUCAAGAUUGUGGACCAUCAAAUUUGCACUUUAGAGAGUGACUCUGACUCAGAUCCUCUGUUUUAUUUGAAAUUUUGUUUUUGUUUUUCUUUUUUCUUUUGCCCUCAACUAGAAAACAAUCAUUUGCCAAGUUCAGCAGCUUCACUCUGAAUUUCCUUGAUAUCGACCUGUAGAACAUGACUCAUUUGCUGCAUAACCUGCAUUUGUUCAAGCAAAACAAACUACUGAAGUCAUAACAACUGCUGUUAUUUUACUAGUAUUCAGUCAUCAUCAAACACAUCCUGCACAUGUCAGCUUCUAGUUGGCCUGCUGCUUUAAAACCGCUCUGUGAUGGGGGAAAGAUGUUUGAAAAACCAGCUUUACACCCUUCAGGAAAAGAACAGCUAUGACUUUAGCAUUUUUGCCAGUAAGCUGAGAGUUGAAGGAUAUUGGAACAGUAGGAAUUUUGUAAUGGCACGCUUCCCUCAAUUAACUUCCUAGCUUUUAUUCUAGUAAUGUAUAUCCCAAAUAUUUUUUAUGAAGUCAUAUUUAUUAUGUACUUGAUUUGAUGAUUUUUGAAAGUCAGUUUAGUUAAAGAUAAAACCCAAAGAUCUGAAAAAAUACUAUUUAAUUGAAUUAUUAAAUUAGAAGAACAAUUAAAUCGUGCUUUUUUUGUAGUUGCUACAAAGACAGAUGUUACAGAGAUUUGUUGUAAAACAACAAAAUAUAAAUAACUUAUAGCUAAUAAAGUUACCUGAGGAGUGUAAUGCUAGUUUAUUUUUGAGUAUUAUCUUAGCAAUAUAUUUUAGAUAUAUUGUUUUAAAGGACCCUAAAGUAAGUUCUUCACCCUGCAUAGCAUGUGUACAGAGCAGUUGUGCAGGAAGCAUUUUUGGUAUUGAAUAGCUAAAUACUAGCCUGAAAUGAUGGAAUGUGCGACAUUGUGUGCCUGUGUGUGUGUGCGCGCGCGUAUGUGUGUGCGUGUUCUACACGGAAAUCAAUAGUAGAAGAAUCUCCAAAUGUUCGCCAAAUUAUUGUUUUACCUUGUACUUCAAAAAAUUCUUUUUUUCAUUGAGUUACAAUGAUGUAACUGGGUGGUCCUUUUUAAAACAACAAAUUAUUUGCAUAACAGAGGGUAUUUGUUUUUAAAGCUUUUGUAAAUAAAGGCUUCAGAAAUGUUUUCUUACAUAA